Messenger RNA from Penicillium soppii, 1551 nucleotides. RefSeq names its product cytochrome P450. Gene Ontology annotation, molecular function: monooxygenase activity; heme binding; iron ion binding. The coding region runs from base 1 to 1551 and encodes 516 amino acids. The transcript is spliced from 6 exons. The record is from RefSeq and is a predicted model, not a curated record. Lineage: Eukaryota; Fungi; Ascomycota; Eurotiomycetes; Eurotiales; Aspergillaceae.
AUGUUAGGGCAGUGUAUGGCCCUCUGGACAUCCACAGCCUCAAAUCUCACCUCCUGGCCCUCCGUCCACCCCUACACAGCUGCAGCAUGCCUGCCCCUCGUCUACCUAACGUACAGCAUUAUCAAAGCAUUCUACUCGCCCCUGUACGCAUUCCCGGGUCCAAUCCUCUGGUCCAUCUCGCGCAUUCCGUCCAACCUUUCUGUCCUUCGCGGCAAAAACCACACCGACAUUCUAGCUCUACAUGAUCGCUACGGACCUGUCGUCCGUAUCGGUCCUAAUGAGCUCGCUUUCAAUACCCCGCAGGCUUUCCGCGAUAUAUACGGUGCCAGAGCGGGUGGUGGUUGCUUUCCCAAAGAUAGAAGUCACUACGAGCCCCCAGCUAAUGGAGUCGAUCAUUUGGUUUGCGCCGUCGAUGAUGCUAGCCAUGGGCGGCAGAGACGGCUUCUUGCGCAUGCUUUUUCUGAGAAGGCGCUGAGAGAUCAGGAGGGUCUUAUUCGCGGCUCAGUUGUUGAUAUCAAGGCAUGGAUGAACUUUACUACAUUUGAUAUCACAGGUGAUUUGAUGUUUGGAGAGUCUUUUGAUUGCUUGAAGGAUAGCCAGUUGCAUCCUUGGAUUGGAUUAAUCUUUAACUCGAUGAAGGCUAUUGCUUUCAUUGGCGUGGUUAAUCAAUUCCCGGCCUUGAAGGGACUUUUGGAUUUGUUUCUUCCGCGGGAAGUCAAGCGUGUUGGAGAAGAGCAUUUCGAGCUCAGCGCUCAGAAGGUCGAUCGUCGUUUGGAGGCUAAUAUCUCCCGUCCAGACUUUAUCUCUGCUAUUUUGCAGAAUGGGCUGAGUGAAGGCAAGGGUCAGUAUCGUGACAGCGAACGCAUAAUGACCAGGGCUGAGAUUCAUUCGAACAGCUUCAUCCUUAUUGUCGCCGGCAGCGAAACAUCUGCAACCCUACUCUCUGGCUGCAUCUACUACCUUUGCACGACACCACGUGUAAUGGACCGACUAACCUCCGAGAUUCGGUCAACCUUCGAACAAGACAGAGACAUGACAUUUCGCGCUCUAGAAGACCUCAGGUACCUAGAAGCCGUGAUCGAAGAAUCCCUACGCAUGUAUCCGCCCUUUGUAACGAGUCUAGCGCGCACCGUACCCGCAGGUGGAGCGCUCGUGAACGGCCAGUUCGUGCCUGGGGGUACAACAGUGGCUUGUCAUCAUUACGCUUCAUACCACUCAGAAUCGAACUUCACUUUUCCCGAUCAAUUCAUUCCUGAGCGAUGGCUAGGCGAUGCGGGUUUUGAGAGAGAUCAGAAAGAUGUCUUGCAGCCGUUUAGUUUAGGACCGCGUGCUUGUCUUGGGAAGCAUCUGGCAAAUUGUGAGAUCCGGCUUGUUCUCUGCAAAUUGCUCUUCAAUUUCGACCUCACUCUCCACUCCGAGAGUAUCAAUUGGCCUGAUCAGAAGGUCUAUUAUCUCUGGGAUAAGCCCCCGCUCAUGGUCUCACUUAGGGAUAGGUUUCAAGAAACCGAAGUUUCGAGUUCGAGGGAGCCGGUGACUUUGUUUUCCGAGUAG